Amoebophrya sp. A120 is the source of this 7898-nucleotide messenger RNA. The record is from the annotation of a GenBank genome assembly. NCBI's taxonomy places the organism in Eukaryota, Dinophyceae, Syndiniales, Amoebophryaceae.
AGGCGACCCGCCGAGGUGGUGGCGCGAGCUGGUGCCCGGCGGUCAAGAAUAUCAAAAGGAAAAAUCCCCCCUCGCCAUACCAAAACGAAGCUUCUGAUGCUGGAUUUGUGUACACAAAUCCGAGCUGUCUUGCUGGAGAGGACUGCAGGCCCAUGCCAAGUGUCAGUAGAGAGGUUUUGGCCUAGGCGUUUAGCAUGAAAAACGUCCGCGCUGUAGGCCCAGCUGCAUGACAAACCGCCUGCACAAUGCGGCUGAGCCUGCGGAGUUGCCUUCUUGCAAGACAGACGCGAUUUAUGGCCGCAACUCAGCAUCACAAAUUUCCGAAAGUCUACCUUUUCGGUAUGGGGAGGGGAGUAGAUUUUUCCUCGCGAUAAAGGACCGCGGUCCUUCGCCUUGCAGCCGCAGCCGCAGCGAGCUAUGCUGUGCAAAAGUAUCGUACUCGUAUUGCAAUCAUGCAUUACAAAUCUUUUUCUUGAGGUAGAUCAGCAUUAGAAAUUUCAGUUCUCAUACUGAGGAAAUUUGUAUAUGCAUUUACACGAGUGCGAUACUUUUGCACUUCAUACGAACACCAGGAGGAGAAAAUGAAAAGAAACACCCCCGACGACCAGGCGGGCGUCACCAGGGUCUCCUCGCAACGCCUCCGGAAAGUGGUGGCAGCGACGGUAAAAAGAGCAGUAAAGGGAGCUUCGUGUCGCGACAGGACCGGGCUGUGGCUCCGCCGGAUCCAGAUCCCUACUAUGAGAGUGCACAACUCCCCCUCGUCCCCCUCGUUUGUUAUGCAAAAUCUGCAAUCCAAGCGCUGCUGCGUGGUACUGUUUGCAUGACAGAAUUUUCCGGAAAAAGCCCAAACAGUACUAUUCUACUCUAGGCACACUAACUUGUCAUGCAUAGGCUUCACUGGUGGGGGUGUCUGUAUAGUUGCUGUUCAUGCAGAAUACAAAUAAGGGGGAACGAGGAGGAGUUGUGUACUGUCAUACCUACCACAGUGGGCGCAAAAAGAAGACCCCCAGUAGCGAGAUGACAGUAUCCACUGCAAAAAUGUCUGGGUCUGGAAGGUCAGAACUUGUCAUGCUAAAUCUGAAUGAUGCAAAAAUCUGUGUUGCGUGAGUACCAGAAGCUGUCCGCUUUUGACCAAAUUCUUGAGAGGGUAUUUCUCAUGCAGGAAAGGCAUGAUAGAGACCUCAAAAAAUCUGUCAUGCUGGGUCUCGCAUUCCAGACCUCAUGGCUCAUGGAAAACCUGCAUCACAAAUCUUGCAUUCUUCCAGACCCAGACAUUUUUACAUUUGAUAGACAGUAUCGGACUCCGACGCGAGCAGCCGAACCGCCGUUUAUGGAUGUGUCAGGAUCGAAAUCGACAAAAUCGAAAAAUUUGUGAUGCGUAAAAUGUAGGGCACUCGAGGCCUGUAUUGGGGAGCAGGCAAAUGAGACAGAUUGUAAGCCUGUUUAGGGGUAUGCAAUGUGCUGCCAGAGUACCAUGACAGGAGCAGUCUUCUUUGCUCAAACAGCAUGACAGACAGGAUUUCGGUGCUCCCGAAAUUUGUCAUGCGCCGCUUGCAAACUGAGGAUCCAACUGGUAUCGAUUUUAUGCAUCACAAGUUUUUCGAUUUUAUCAAUUUCGAUUCUGACACUUCCAUACCGUUUACGAGAACGAUAACGGGUCUUUUUUGUCUGGCAGCAGAGCGAAUGGCGGCGCGGAUUCCGGAGUGUUAUCCCGUGCAAAAGUAUGGUACUCGUAUUGCAGUCAUGCAUUACAAAUCUUUUUCUUAAGGUGAACCCGCAUUACAAAUUUUAUUUCUCAUGCUAAGGAAAUUUGUAAUGCAUUUAUACGAGUACGAUGCUUUUGCAGUUCAUAAGUCUAUGGAAGCGACAAUUGUAACCACGGAAUGUGUAUCAAAUACAAAAAAAAUGUCUGGGUCUGGAAGGUUGGAAGACUUGUCAUGCAGGUUUUCUAUGGUGCGUGCGGUCUGUCAUACAUGCCCCAGCAUGACAGACUCAUCUCCCCGACCUCUAUCAUGCCUCGUUUGCAUGAGAAGCUCCCUCUCAGCUUGGUCAAAAGUGGACAGCUUUUGGUAAUCAUGCAGCACAGAUUUCUGCAGUAUCCAGAAUUACCAUGACAAGUUGCGAUCUUCCAGACCCAGACAGCUUUGCAACGCAUAGUGUGCAUCAUGGGAGCACUAGAGAGUGGGAUGACCUCCGCGGUGGUCGUAUUAUUUGCAAAAACGUCCCCACACCAGAGUCAAGAUGGGAAAUCUGCUAGACAAAUCAGCCACCUUUGGUCGUUUGGCAUGACAAAUUUGUCCUCGUAGUGUCAUCCUGUUUAGGUAGUUCAGCAGCAUCUUAGAUCUAGUAUAUCAUGCUGAUUAUAGCAUCACAAAUUCCAAACACGCAUAGAAAAUGCUUCUCAUGUUGGGGCUCCGCAUGAGAAACAUUUUUGGCAUGCAGAUUUGCAUGACAACUCUGGGGUGGGGACGUUUUUGCUCAGGAUAGGACGACGCAACCAGAUUUAUUGGUCCACGUACAAAACAAGAAACCACAGUGCAGGAGGUCGCGCGGAACGAACUGGCGCGAUCUAUGGAUUGCAAAAAUGUCUGGGUCUAGGAGGUUGGAACUUGUAAUGCUAUCUUUCCAUACCUAGAAAAUCUGUAUUGCAUAAACAACAAAAGUCGCAGCCUCUUUUGUACAUGCCAAAACGCAUUUUUUUAUGCGGAUUGCCUAUGAAAAAGCGUUCUGGAAAGUUAUCAUGCUGGGUUGCAUUCGGAACUCUUCCCAUCAUCCACAUUGUAGCAUCACAAGUUUCCAGACCCAGACAUAUUUGCAUUUGAUACGAUCCAAGCAAGAGCAAGAUCGGCGGCGCGAGCGGAGGGAAAAUAUCCGGGAGAGACAGGAAAACGUGCGGUACGACCUGCUGGCCAUGUUGCGAAUGCGGCUCACGAGUGUGGUUGGAGGUGAUUCCUCGGGAGGUGGCAACGGGAUACUGUCGUCCGCGAGCGUGGGAACUGCCGACCGGGCUGCAGUAUGCCUUGCAAAAGUAUCGUACUAGUAGAAAUCGCAUUACAAAUUUGCUCAGCAUUAGAAACGGAUUUUGUAAUGCGGAUUUACCUGAAUAAAAAGAUUUGCAAUGCAUGAAUGCGAUUAGUACUACGAGUGCGGUGCUUUUGCACAGCAUAUGCAGGCCGAUCGAAUGGAAUCGGGGCGGGGGCCGCGCCCGAUCAUGAAGGUCCUUCUUACGAGCGCAUAUUACAAUGAAAAACUACCUCGCCUCCCCAUACUCAAAUGGAGAUUUGUGUAGCAUGAUUUGUGAUCACAAGUCCCGCUGUGAUGCUACAACGAAAGAGAUCCAGACCGUAGGGCUGGCUGACCUGAGUCAGCCUUGCGUCUUCAGCAUGACAGGAAGCAACUGGAAGCGGGAAAGAGCAUGACAAAUUGCCUGCAAGUGAGGCCGCGUCUGCGUCUCUUGGCCUUCUAGCAAUACAUGUAAAUUUGUGCACUCAAAUCCAGCAUCACAAAUCUCCUUUUCGAUACAGGGAAUGGGGAUUUUUCCUCACGAUAGCGCAACGAGGUAACCAUCAUCCAGGAUGUGCAAGAGUUGUGGGACGUCGGAGUGCGUUCUUCAGGCCAGUCUAUUAACUGCAAAUAUGUCUGGAUGUCUGGAAGAAUGCAAGAACUUGUGAUGCUGCAUUUGAAUUCCGGAAAACUCUGUAUUGCAUGAGCAGCAAUAGCAAAUAAGAGAAUGUAACUUUUGCUACGCGGUCGUAGGGGCAUUUGUCAUGCGGAAGAGGCAUCAAGAAGCGGUCAAAGAGUCAGUGAUGCUGGGGCAUGCAUCACAGACCGAUCAUGCUUCAUGCAAAACGUGCAUGACAAGACCCAGACAUAUUUGCAGUUGAUACAGUCAAUGUUGGACGAGGAAGAUAUCGGCGACGAGGACCAGCUCAAGUAUGACAGUGCACAACUACUCCCCCUCCCCCUCAUUUGCAUCGCAUAAACAGCAAUACAAGCGUCAGCAAGAAUGCAGGUUUUGCAUGAGAAAUUCGCACAGGAAGUUGGUCGUGCUAUUCAUUGAGAUGCCAAAACUUGUCAUGCAAACAGUGCAAAGAGGCACAGUGUUGGUUUUGUAUUUUGCAUAGACAAAUGAUGGGGAGGGGUAAGUACUUCUAGUUGUGCACUCUCAUAGCAAGCCGAGGUCGGACAGUGGAUCUCGAGGGCCAGUAGAGCAAUCAACCUUCGCUAGUCCUCUUACCGACAAAAACCUGCAUAUCCUGAGUAAAAUAAAACGUACCCACACCAGUCUCAGGAUGGGGAUUUUGCAACACAAGCCUAGGAGUUUUGUGAGUCACGCAUGACAAGUUUCAGUCCGUAAGGUGGUGCAAGUUAGCAAGGAAAGCCGCGUCACAAAUCGAUCUGCUGAUCCUGUUUACAGCAUUACAAGUUCCCAAACACGAUUGAAAAUGCCUGUCAUGGGGUUGCGCAUCACAAAUGUUCCUGUCAUGGCAAAUCUGCAUGACAACUCUGGUGUGGGGACGUUUUUACUCAGGAUACUGCACAGCCUUGCGUCCAGGACGAACCUUGCGUGUUCAAGGAACAUAUCCAGUGCAAAGGUCUCGUACUCGUAGUCAUUGCAGUUAUGCAUUACAAAUCUUUUUCGUUAUGUCAAUCAGCAUUACAAAUUCCAUUUCUCAUGGUGAGGAAAUUUGUCAUGCAAUUCAUACUAGUACGAUGCUUUUGCAUUUGAUAGAACACAGCACGCGGUGUCCACCCGGGACAGCAGGUCGUCCGGGUUUUUGAUCUAGCAGGCAAUCCUAUAGUAGAUGAUAAGUGGACGUCGACCACGAGCGGCGCCGCAGGUGGGAAGAACAAUAAAACUACCACUACAAAAACUUCUUCCGCUGAUGUGCAAGCACUAGUAGAGCAGCACGCGGACGCAAAGCCGGCACCUGUAGCUGCUCCGUCGAAAAUGAAUAAAGUGGAUGAAGAACAUAUCCCACGAAAAAACUGUUUCACUGUGAUGGUUUUGCAAGAUCCGCAUCACAAGUUUGCUACACAUGACACAGAAAAUUUGCCGUGCGCGCUUUCCAAGGGAAAACGCGCUUAAAAAUCCAAUAGCUUGCAGGUGUAGCAAGACAAAUAGUUCUGCGUUCUAUUCUAUGCAUCACAAGUUCAUAGUGAAACAGUUUUUUCUUGCGAUAGAACACCGGUCUGGGGUCGAGGAUGUUGAGCUGCGUAAUUGUGAAGAACCGUCGCCAAGAACGUCGUCGACCCGUCGUCACGGCAAAGAUGAUGAACAAGAAACGGCCGCCCGUAAGAAUCAUACUGAAGCUGCAGGUACAGGAUCUAAUACAGGUGCAGGAGCUCCUCCUGCGCAACAGCAACAUCCGCGUGAAGAGGCUGAAAAGACGAGCCAAAGCAGAAGUACCUCUGGAACUUCGGGCGCUCAAAAUAACCGGCAGCAUGCUGGCGAUCCACUUGAUAAGAUCGAUCAAACACCGUCAGGUUGUUGUGCUACAGGAUCCGAUAGUACAGGAGCUGCAGGACCUACUUCUCCUCCUCCUGCGCCAGAACAGCAAUCUAAUCAUGAAGAGGCUCCUUCUUCUCUAGUUGAUAAUAUCGCCGGACUCUGCGACCAACUGGCGCAGGUCUGCAUCAGGAAUGCUCCGAUUGAAGAUGAAAGUCCUGCUCUUGUUAUGGACCCAAUUGUUCAUCUCGGCAAGACCGCUAGUCGUGCAGAAGAUGUAGUUGCCAAUACCAAUGCCAGUGCGGAGCAGCAGGCGAGCCGCAGUAGAAGUGCCUCUAAAACUACUUCGGGCGGCGCUCCGCUUCAAUAUGCUGGUGGUGGUCCUCCUGGCAAGAUCAACCAAACGGCGGCGCAGCACCGUAUCGAGUGCAAAUAUGUCUGAGUCUGGAAGGUUGAGCCUGUAUUGCAUGUUCCGCAUUCCUAAAAAAUCUGUAUUGCAUAAGCAGCAAAUAGAGCGCCACGACACGUUCGUCAUGCAAAAGCGCAGUUCGUAAUGCGUUCUGCGGAUGAGAAAGCGUUUGAAACAUUUGUCAUGCUGCACUGCACUUACAGGCACAGUCAAGCAUGACCAUUCAGCAUUACAAGUUUUUCGACAUCCAGGGAUAUUUGCAAUCCUCCAUAGACCACCAUGAUCCACAACUUCCCCCGCUGAGUUCUUCCGACCCGACGUUGAUGACAACUACAGGAGCUGCGUCACCGGACCUUUUUGCCCCCGAAUGGGAACAAGAAGAGGAACAAGGGCGGCCCCUGUGGUCACGCGCGAUGUCCGAUGAAAUCUUGCAGAUGCGAUCGAGAAGUUCGUGUCGCCAACAACCUGCGGACGGGCGAGGACGUCCACCUACUGGGGAAGUUGCUUCAAAUGUUGACCCAGAGCUCCUGCAGCAAGAAGAGGAAGACCCCCUGGAGGCUGCGAUGGCUCGAACUCUGUGGCACCGUAGCGUUUCCGACCGCCCAGCCACAAGCACGGGGGCUUUGGAAGCAGAUAGCAAAACUGGGGGUCUUCAUCUCACGUCAAAUUACAAGGAGCUCCUGAAGACGAUGCAGAUGGACUACAAGAUAAACACGCCGGCGAAAGUUCCGAGUAGAGUCGCGGCGGAUCCGCUCUAUAAUUUUGGCACGGGACGAGCAGGUGUAGUGGCAAGGACGGAGAGUGGCGGGCGGGGAAUCAGGGAAACCGAAUCUUCCCUCCGACUCCAAACGGGCGAUCAUCUUCAAAGCCAGCAAUCUAGCGCAACUCCCGCUGCAGCAGUUGCGGUGCCGCAUCAACCGCCAGCAUCAAUUUUUCCAUCUCCUCUUCCCGCGGCGAGAGCCCCGUCUUCGCCGGCAGCUCGGGGCGGGACUAGCCACAGUGCUCCGGGGCAGCUGCAAGCGCAACUACACCAGGGGGGAGUUUCCCUACCGCAAGCUGUGACGCCGUCGAGCAGAACGGGGCAUCAGCACCACCGGGGCCCCCUACUGGGGGCUGGCUCUUCUACCAGCGGCCAUCAAGGGGCUGCUCUACCCGGAUCUACUUCGCUGUCCUCGGCACCCCCGCCACUUUCCGCCCGCGCGGCCAUUGAUCACACGCCUAGUACUAUGCAAGAUAAAAACUGGGUGAGUGUAGCUGUCUUGGAGUGACAGCAUGACAAAUUUGCUCUGCAUGACAGAGAACAAAACCUGUCAUGCACAUCAGCUAGUACUAGAAAAAACAUAUGAAAACAGGACUUCAUCAUGGCUGGCCAGCAUGACAGAUGUAUCUGUGUUGCGUACUUUGCAUUGCAGGCUUACAUCUACACAGUUUUCUUCUUGGAUAAGUACGCGGUCUGCCGGUUCGAGCAACACUACGGCAGCGGCCUCGGGGUCGGGACUAUCAACUGCAAAAAUGUCUGGAAAAUUGGAACUUGUAAUGCUAGCUCUGCAUUACUGGGAAAUCUGUAUUGCAUAAGCAACAAAGGACGCAGCCACUUUUGUCAUGCAAAAACGCAGUUUCUCAUGCGGACUUCCUAUGAGAAAGCAUUCUGGGAAGGUGUCAUGCUGAGCUGCAUGCAAAAGUGUUGCCAUCGUCCACAUUUUAGCAUCACAAGUUUCCAGACCCAAACAUAUUUGCAAUGCAUAGGGGCCGUCUUAUAGCAAAAGUUCGGCUAGCUCCUUCGCCCGCGUUGGUGAGCGCCUCAUGACCGCAAGGGAAACGCGUCGCACGACCGUGGUACCACAUCAACAACAAGGUGUUGUUGACUCGAGCACGACGUUGCAGCACGGCGGUUUAACAUCAAGCGGCCAUGUUCAUAUCUCGUCGUCGUCCGCUGCAGCGCAGGCUCAAGAACCCUCGGUGACGGGACGGCAGGUGACACUAGGAGCUGUUCCUGCUGUAUCAGAUUCUCAAGCGUUACGUUCCACUGAUGUUACGUGA